Molecule: messenger RNA, 1167 nt
Organism: Naegleria fowleri
Lineage: Eukaryota; Heterolobosea; Eutetramitea; Acrasida; Naegleriidae
Exons: 1
Coding region: 1-1167 (388 amino acids)
Source: RefSeq, a predicted model, not a curated record
AUGAAUGACGCACAUUUGAUUUUAUUCUUUUCUAGAAUAUUUUGUGUACAUCCGUCGACUUGUGUUCUUUUUAAAGAUUAUGUUAGAGAACCUGGAAAUUUUAGAAACUAUGGUCAUACAGAUCUGAAUGAGAAUGGAAAAUAUUACAGAAAACAAUUCAUGCUUCAAUUAAUUAGGGAAUGUUUUGAAAAUUUUAACUUUGAGGCUGCAAGAUUGGCAAAAAAUCUUUACACUCAACUUUGCAACAAGGAAAAUUCUUGGAAAGAUUAUGUCGAUGCUUUGGAUUGUGUAGUUUUUGCGAUGGAUGGAAUAUGUUACUCAAGCAAUACUCUCGAGAUUAAUGAUUAUUCCAAAGCAAUCAUUGAAUAUAUCGAAUUGAUGGAAAUUGACCAUUUCAAUGUAAGAAAAUCAGAUCGCAAUGCAAGAACUAUCUUGAGUAUUCCUAAUCUUAUUGAGCUAUGUGAUACUAUUUUUAUUCCCAGAAACUUGCUCGAUUGUGAGGAUUUGCUAUUCUUGUUCCAUCAAUAUGGUCAUCGUUAUCCUCAUUGUGCCAAAUAUUUCAUGAGAAAAUGUAAUAUUGACAUUUAUGGCGUUGUUUUUGAUGAAAGCAGUAACAAGAAUGUCAAUAUGAUUUUAAAUUAUUUGUGCAGCUAUCCGUGCUGUUCAGCUGACAAGGCUUUAGGUUAUUUAUUUACAGAGUUUGGAUAUCAGAAUAUUGAUCUGACUCAAAUAGCAAAUCUACUCUGUUACAACUCUAGUUCUGAAACUGCCUUAGAUUUAUUGCAUCGAUCCAUUUCAGCUUUAAUUCAACACCAGUUUGCCUAUGUCGACGUUGUUGAGGGUAUUGAAUUGUUAAUGUCUCGUCUCACUCCACUGAAUUUUGACGCGUCAUGGAUCCAUCAACUAUGCACCAUCAUUCGAAAUUUAUAUCUUAAUAUCUAUUACACUCAUCACAAGGAAAUGAGUAUGGCAAUGAAAUAUCUAUUGGAUCACGUGAUGAUAGAGAAUGUUCCCUUUUCUGAAUACGUACAACCACUCUUGCCAAUAGAUCAGGACUCAACUGAUGCUGGUAAUUUUGAAAAUUAUGCCACCACCAGUGACGAAUAUAUGGUUGGUGUAUAUUUAACUGCAUGCAAGCUCAUUAAGGAGUUGCAGUCCUUUAAUUAA